This is a messenger RNA of Plasmodium gallinaceum, 7380 nucleotides long. It is a transcript of the gene ApiAP2, whose product is annotated as transcription factor with AP2 domain(s), putative. Gene Ontology annotation, biological process: regulation of DNA-templated transcription. Bases 1 to 7380 code for a protein of 2459 amino acids. The transcript has a single exon. Gene Ontology annotation, molecular function: DNA-binding transcription factor activity. The record is from RefSeq and is a predicted model, not a curated record. Lineage: Eukaryota; Apicomplexa; Aconoidasida; Haemosporida; Plasmodiidae.
AUGAAAGUUAAAAAAAUUUAUUCUAAAAUUAAGGGAAAUAGAAAAUAUAAAAGUAAAAAAAAUACUGAUUUAAAUUUUGAGUUAAAUAAUGAAGACAAUAUAAUUUUGAAUAACGAUACAAAAUGUUUUAAUAAUAAUUUUAAUGAUAUAAAAGAAUCAAAAGUUACAAAAAAAAAAUUGGGUAUAGAAAAUUUAGAAUCUGCUACUAUAUCCCAUGAUAAUUAUUAUAACGAUAGUAUAAGUAAAAUUAAAAAUUAUGAAAAUAAAAUAACAGAAGAAAAAAGUAACAAUGAAGAUAUAGAAAAUGAUUGUAAAAUAGAUAAUAUUCCUGAUGAAUUAUUAAAAAAAAGGAAAGGUUUAAUAAAUAGAAAAAUGAAUAGUUGCAUUUUUAAUGAAAAUAUGAAUUCUCAUUCCAAAAUUAAUGAAGAGAAACUCAAUGAAAGUAAAUUGUUGAAUUAUAAAAAUUUUAAUUAUAAUAAUAGUAUCAAUAAUGUAAAAAAUAUAGGAAAUGAAGAAAUACAAAAAUUAAAUGAAAAUAAAAAUAUUAAUUUGAUAGAUGAUCUUUUAAGUAAAUCAAAAAUGUACAAUGAAAAUAGCAUUGAAAGUUUAAAUAAUGAAGGAAAUAUGCCACAUAACAAUAAUUUAAGUAAUAAUAAUGAUAUUUCAAAUAAUAAUUUUUAUCAUUAUAUAUCAUUGCUUUAUAACAAGAAUAUACCUAAUCAAGGUAAUAUGAAUAAUUCUUUUAUUAAUAAUUCUGAUUAUAUAUGCAACUUUUCGAAUAUAUCUAUACAAGAAGAAUCAAAUAUAAAUGAAGUUUCAAAAAAUGAAACUCAAGAAAUUAAUUCAAUAGAUUGUCUUUUGGAUAAAAAAAAUGAUAAAAGUUAUAUAAAACAAAAAAAAAAUUCAAAAGAAAAUUAUUUUGUUUUAAAUAAUAUACCAUAUUGUAUGAAUAACAAAAAAAGAAGUAGUAAUAAUUGUUCAUUAGUUAAUUAUAUAAAAAAUUCAUCAGACCACUUUUUAGAUUCUAACAAUGAUAAUUAUAAUUAUGAAUUAGAUGUAAAUAAUAAUUACCUAAAUAAUUCUAAUGUUAAUUUAAAUAAGCAUUAUAUAAAUACAAUGAAUAGUAAUAAUUAUGAUAUGAUGAAUACUAAUUCAACGAUUAGUUUAGACACAACCUAUCUAAAUAAUUUUGAUGAUGAUAAGAAUAAUUCUAUAUGCAAUAGAAAUAAUGGAUUAUAUAAUAUGGAUAAUAAUUUUGAUAAAACAGAAAAUAUAUAUCUAGAAAAUAAUGAUUCAUUAAAUAAUACUGAUAUUUUAAAUACAUUUAAUUAUAACAAUUAUAUAAAUGUAGGUAGUAAUCAUAGUAAUAGUAGUAAUAAUUUUAAAAAUGUAAUAAAUUUAAAUGAUUCUGAUAAUUCUAUAAAUUGUUCUAACUAUAACCUAGUGGAAAAGAAAAAAAAAAAUUUUAACAAAUUUACAGAAAAAAAUAAUCAUAUUUUUAUAGAUUCAAAUAUGUGUAAUAGUACAAAUAAUAGUAGUAACAAUAGUUAUAAUAAUGUUAUACUAGAGGCAAACAGGAACACUUCAAAAUUCAAAAAGUUAGAUAGAAAUAACAUACACAAAAAAGAUAUUAUAUUAAAUGAUGGUAAUAACACAGCAGAAAAUAUUAGCAAUUUAAAUGAUAAUAUGAAAAAUAUAUAUAAUCCUUCUAAUUCUCACCUUAAUUUGAAUACACAUUCUAAAUUAUCUGAAGAUAAAUUUUCUUCUAAUAAACAGAAUGAAGAUGUAUCCUUUAAUAAUAUAAAUGGUAAUAAUAGAAGUUUCAGUUGUAUUGAAAAUAGUAAUUUCAAUAAUGAUUUAGAUAAUUAUAAUAUUGAUAAUAAAUAUAAUAUGAAUGAUACAUAUGAUGUGAAUUUAUAUAGUAGCACUUCUACUAAUAAUCUUAAUAGUAGCAAAGAUAAAUUGAAUAAAAAUAGUUCCAAUAUUCAUAAUAUAAAUUUGAAAGAUGUUAAUAUAAAUUUAGAUAAUUACUCAAAUGAUAUUGGAAAUAACUCGUUAAUUAAUCAUCCAAAGGAAUAUUUAAAUAGUUCUGUCAUGGAUAAAAUAGACAAUCAAAAAAUUCUUUUUAAUAUAAAUAAUCCUCAAAUUAAUAAUAUAUCAAAUUCUAUGGAUAUGAAUCAAGAAAAUUUUAAUUUUUCAAAAAGUGGUAUAUCAAAUAAUGCAUCACAUUUGUAUAAUUUAAAUAAUGGAGACAUAAAUGAAUCAAGAAAUAUGACAAAUUAUAAUGUUAAAAAUUUGGCAAGGGAACCUAUUUUUCUUUUUGUUAAUUUAAAUAAUCAAUCUAAUAAUUCUAUUAACACUUCUAAGAAUUAUGCUAAUGUAAAUCUAAAUGGAGGAUACAUUAAUAAUAUGAAUUUUUUUGGGAAUCCAGGAAAGCCUCCUAAUAAUGAAAAUGAAUAUGAUUUUAUGAAUCAGACUACUACUAAUAAUAAUUACAACAAUGAAUGGUUACAUAAUUUGAAAAAUUAUCCCGCAGAAGAAAAUAUAGAAUUACCGAUUAACAUAAAUAAUAAUUUUAAUAUAGGCAAUUGUUCAAUGAAUAAUAUUAAUCUUAAUAGAAAAUCUAUGAUUCCUACAUUUAAUAAUGCUUAUGAUAAUUUUCUAGCUCUUAAAAAUUAUAAUAAUGCAAUGGAAAAUCAUGUAAAUAAUUUAAAUAUGCUAGUCCUACCAAAAAUUAAAGGAGUUCGUUUUGAUAAAUCAGGAAGAAGAUGGGUAGCUAGUUGGAGUCAAAAUGGUAAUCAGAAAAGACAGUAUUUUCCUGUUAAAAAAUUUGGUCAAGCACAGGCAAAAUAUUUAGCUAUUUAUGCAAGAAUAAAAGCUGUUAAGUAUAUGCAAAGAAAGUCACAUAGAUCAGGAGAAGGUAAAAGAAAUAAUUCAAAAAAAUUACUAAUGAAAGAUAAAUUAAAAAUGGAUAAUGGUUUAGAUAAUAAUAAUUAUUUUAACAACAAAAAUGGAGAUUAUUUAGAAAAAGAUUCAUUUGAAGAAAAUAAUCCAAAUAAUUAUAAUAAUACUAAUAAGCAUGAAACUCCUUAUAAAGAUUCAUUUAAUGAAUCUAUAAAGAAGAAUUAUAGUAUAUGUAUGAAUGAACUAAAUAAUGAGAUAAAAUUUAAAAAUAUAUCUUUGAAUAAAAAUGAAAAAGUUGAAAACUUUUUAGAAGAUAAUGUUCAAAUUUAUCAUUCAGAACAAUUAAAUGCAAAAGAUAAAAAUCAGCACGAUAUAGAAAAACAAUUAUCUGUAUCUAAAGACAAUAAGAACAAUAAUAGUAUACAAAAUAUUCAUGAAGUAAAAAGUGAGUUAUUUCAUUUAAAAGAACAAGUAUCUUUAGAAUUUGAAAAAAAGGAUAAAAUUUUUGAACAAAAUGAACAAAUGGAUAUUCAAAUGGAUGAUUUAAAUAUAAAAGGAAAUAAAAUUGGAAAUAUAACUCCACAAAAACGGAAAAAUUUUGAUCAAGGAAAGUUUAAGGAGGAAAAAAAUAUAAGAAUUGUUAAAAAUGAAAUAGUAGAUAUGCAUGAUAUGGAUAUGAAACAAGUAUAUGAAAAUAAUGAUGAAGAAAAUGAAAUAAAAAAAGAAAAGAAAAUAAUAACAUUUAAGGAAGAAGAAAAUCAAAUAGAUAUGAAAAAUUUAGAUGUUAAAAAUGAAAAAGAGCAUGAACAUGAAUUUGAAAUUAAAAAAGAAGAAGAUAGCGAAGACGAACAACGGCGAGGUGAAGAAAAAGAACAUGAAUAUGAAAUAAAAAAAGAACAAGAAGAUUAUGAAGAACAAAAAAUAGAUUGUGAUGUUAAAAAAGAACAAGAAGAAUAUGAAGAUCUUGAACAAAGUCAAGAACAAGAGCAAGAACAAACUGAAGAUUGCGAAAUUAAAAGGGAACAAGAAGAUUAUGAAGAUCAAGAGAAUGAAUGUGAAAUAAAAAAAGAACAAGAAGAAUAUGAAGAACAAGAACAUAUAUGUGAAGUAAAAAAAGAACAAGAAGAAUAUGAAGAGCAUGAACAAACAUGUGAAGUAAAAAAAGAACAAGAAGAUUAUGAAGAACAAGAAAAUGAGGAAGAACAAGAAGAAAAAUACGAAAUAAAAAAGGAGAAUUAUAAACAACAAAAAGGGGGGGAAGAAACAACAGGUUUAGCAAACAUAAAUGUUAUGGGAAGAAAUGAAAAACUAAUAAUAAAUAUAGAUGAUAAAAAUGAAAUUAAUGAUUUAAAAGAAAUAUUGCAAGAAAAAAAAAACUUAGACGAAGAUUUAAUGAAUCAGAUAUUAAUAUUAGAAAAAAUUAAAAAAAAAAUGAUAAAGAUAUUAAUAGAUUCACAGGAACAAAUGAGUAUACAAUUAAUUGAAACAAACGAUGAAAUGGUUAAUAAAAAAGAUGAAAUAAAUAAACUAAAAUUAAAUGAAAAAAUUUUGUUACUUCAACAGUUAAAAGAAUAUAAUAGUGGAAGUUAUUUAAUUAAUGAAAAGGAGGAUAUUGAUUUAAUACAUAAUGAAAGAAAUAUGAAAAGUAAUAAUGAUAUACUAGAAGAUAAUAAUAAAAAUGCUGAUGAAAAAAAAAUAUGUAAAGUGGACAUUCAGAAUUUGAAGGGGUGCAAUAAUAUUAUACCAGAAGUAAAUGAAGACUAUAGAGUUACUAAAGAAAAUAUCAAUGAAGAAUUAAAAUUAAAAAAAAAAGAAUAUGUUGGAGACAAAAAUGAAAUAAUGUUACUGAUGAAAGAAAAUGAAAAAGAGAAGAUGUUUGAAGUUAAUAAACAGCAAAAUAAUUUAUAUAAAAAUUUUAAAGUAGAGAAUAUAUAUUUAAAUAAUAUAACAGAUAAGAACAGAGAUAAUGAUUUUUGUAAUUAUUCGAAUAACCAUUUAUAUUAUUCAAAGAAAAAUAGUGAUAAAACUAAUAUGGUGGAUUGUGAUAGUACAAAUUUUAAUGAUUUAGCAAAUAGUGAAGAAAACGAUUUUAAAAAUAAAUUGAAUUUAAUUAAAUUUAUGAGAUCCAACUCAGAUAUAAACUUGAAUUACAAAAAUAAAGAAUACUCAAAAAACGAAUAUAUUGGAGAAUAUAGAAAUAUGGCAGGUAUUAAAAAACAAAGAAGUAUGCAAAAUAUAGGUAAUUUUGAAAAAUAUCAUCAUUUAGAUAAUAACAUUUUAAAAAAUAUUUUAAAUAAUAAUAAUUGUGAAAAUAAAGAUAGAACCUCAAAUGACCCAUCAGAACUAAUUAAAGAAAUGUAUGAUGAAACAAAUUUUUCUAAUUUUGAUGAAAAUAUAUUGAAUUUUUCUUUUAAUUGUAAUAAUAAAUCAAAUAUGAUUAAAGAUAAUGCUAAUGUAAAAAAUAUUUUAAAUGAAUUUAAGCAAGAUAACUACAAAAAUAAUGAUGAAAAUAUAGAUAUUAACAAUAUGAAUAUUAAUAAUUCUUUUAUAACCAUGAAAGGAUUACAUAAUAAAUAUUUAGUUAAUAAUAAUAAUAAUAAUGAGGAAAUAUUAAAUUCGGAUACUUAUAUGAAUGGUAAUUUAGAUGAUGUUAGUGAGAAAAAAUUACACAGUUAUAUUAGAAAUUACUCGAAAAAUAAAGUUAAGGAAAAUAUAAAUAAUUUAAAAAUAAAAAAUAAUUAUGAUAAAAAUAAUGAAGAUAAUAAGAGUAUAAUUAGAAAUAAUAUUAAUGGAAUAAAAAAUGAUUUAAAUACGAAAUUUAAUAUAGCAAAUAAAAAAUUUGAAAAUGAUAUUUACUCCAGUAAUGAAAUCAAUGGAAACAAUGACAAUCACUUAUUAAAUUUAAAAAAAAAAAAUUCAGGAAAUUCAUUUAAUGAAUACAACAAUAAACAUAUUAGCGAACAAAAGUAUAACAAUACAUCUAAUAAUGUAAAAUAUUUCGAAAAAGAUAAUAUUAUAGGAGAAAAAGACAAUAUUGGGAUUUAUUGUAUGAAUAUGAAUAAUGAUAUUAAACAAAAUGCAUUUUUUAAUGUAGAAAUGAAAAACGAAAAGAAAAUUCCGCAGAAUAAAGAACUUAUGAUUUUUAAAACAUAUGGAAACACAAAUAAGAAUAUUGAUGAAAUUAUUCUAACCAAUAACAAUAAAAGAAAGAUAUCUAGUUUAAGUUCAUCGUGUAGUAAUAAUGAUGUUAAUAAAAGUAAAUAUAAUGAUUUUAAUAAAAGUUAUAAAAGUGUGAAAAGUUUAACAAAAAAAGAACCGAAAAAUUACAACAAAAAUAUAAAUAUUGAUAACAAUUCAGAAAAUAACAUGCCAAAUUUAAAAUUUUUGUCAAACUAUAUUAGAAGCAAUUCUAAUAACUUUAUGUUUUAUAACUUUAAUAAAAAUUAUGACAAUAAUCAUAAUAGUGUAAAUUAUGAUACUAAUAUAAAUGAUGAUAGAAAUUAUAAUAAAAAUAAUGCAAUUGGAGUUGUAAAUAGUAAUGAAAACGGAUGUUUGAAUAAUAAAAUUAAGAAAAAUAUGCAUAAUAAUAUAAAUGAUAUAAAUUGCACUACUAACAAUAUUAUUGAUGAUAAUAUUAAUGAUGUGAAUUCUGAUAAAAAUAAUAUAAAGUGUACAAUUAGUAAUAUAAAUGAUAACUUGAAUAAUAUGAGUAGCUAUGUAAAUAGCAUUGGGAAUACUAAUGUAAAAAAUUUAAAUAAAUGUAAUAAAAACAUGAAAUAUAAUAUAAAUCAUAUUAAUAACGAUGAAAGUAGUUUUAAUAAAAAUGUUGAAUAUAUUAUAGAAAAUAAUAGUCAGAAAAAUAAGUAUAUAAGUGCACCUUUUUUGUUCUCAAACGAUUACUAUAACUCUUUUAAUAUAAAAAACGGUUUUUAUGAUUCUAAUUAUAAUAAUAAAAAUAAAAAUGUUGGUAAUUGUAGUAAUGAUGAUAAUAUUGGUAAUACAAAUAGAAAUAAUUCUUCUAUCAAAUCAUCAUUAAAUAAUAUUCAUGGUAUUCCUUUUACAAGUUCAAAUUAUCAUACAAAGCAGAAUAUGAAAGAUAAAAAUGGGAAUGAAAAUAGAGAUAUUUUAAAAUCAGAUAAAUUAAAUUCAGAAAAAAAUGUAAGUAUGAUUGAUUUAACAGAUACAACAAGUAAUGUAAACUGCUAUGGUUUUAUGAAUACAAAAAAUAAUAAUGAUUAUUUAAAUAUAAAAAAUAAUAAAUUUUCAUUAUCAAAUAAACCUAAUAACAAUAAUUUAGAUAAUUAUAGUACAGAUAUUUCAAAUAAUAAUUUACAUAACCAUAUAACAAAUGAAAGUAAAACUAAAGGAAAUUAUAAUUUAUGUACUGAUUAUUUCAACAUGGAUCAUAGAAAUAAUUUAAAUUCAAAUUAUAAUUCAAACGGUGUAAAUAACCUUUAUAGUUAUAUUUAUAUGUAA